Messenger RNA from Mytilus californianus (California mussel), 901 nucleotides. RefSeq names its product actin-related protein 2/3 complex subunit 5-B-like. Gene Ontology annotation, molecular function: actin filament binding. Gene Ontology annotation, cellular component: Arp2/3 protein complex; actin cytoskeleton; cytoplasm. NCBI's taxonomy places the organism in Eukaryota, Metazoa, Mollusca, Bivalvia, Mytilida, Mytilidae. The record is from RefSeq and is a predicted model, not a curated record. The coding region runs from base 54 to 506 and encodes 150 amino acids. The transcript is spliced from 4 exons. Gene Ontology annotation, biological process: cell migration; Arp2/3 complex-mediated actin nucleation; regulation of actin filament polymerization.
GGUAAAUUUCCGGGGUGUGAGUUUACUUCCUUGUGGUUCACAGAGACUAAAAGAUGUCCAAGGCAGGCAAUUCUAGAGCUUUUCGCAAAGUUGACGUAGACCAGUUUGACGAAGACAAGUACGAAGAACAAGAUGAUGAGAACGAGCAGGUUUCUGGCCCGAAUGAGUCCGACGUAAACGCUCUUUUGGCACAAGGAAAGAACAGUGAUGCCUUAAAAAGUGCUCUGAAAAAUGCACCAGUUGGAAGUAAAGAUCAAAAGUUAAAAAGUAAAGCUGUGCAAUUAGUGACAAGAGUCCUGACAUCAUUUAAGUCAAAUGAAAUUGACCAGUGUGUGAAAUCUUUAGAUUCAGUGACAUUAGACUUACUUAUGAAAUAUAUAUAUAAAGGAUUUGAAAACCCAUCAGAAGGAAGCAGUGGUGCACUUUUAACUUGGCAUGAAAAGGCUUUUGCUUUAGGUGGUUUAGGAACAGUUAUGAGAGUUUUAACAGACAGGAAGUGUGUAUGAAAACAUGACAAAGUACAUUCUUAAUUUUUUUUAUAUGAGCACAGAUACUCUUAUAUAUUUUAUAUAUAUGAACAAUUUUAACAUAUAUACAAUUACUUAUGUAAUGACUGAUAUUUGCAACCAAAAAGAAAUCAAGCUGUUCGAGUGCCAACUGUAACAUUCAGUGUCGCUAACAAUGUGUACAUAUGUCCUGUAUGUACAUGUCAGGUUUUCUGUAGACUACUCAUUUACUUCAUUAUUAAAAAUAUAUCCAUUACAAGUGAAAUGAACUGCUGAGAUAUUUUUCAUUUACUGUAAUAAUGUACAAAUUCUUUGGAAACUCAUAUUUUUCUUAUAUUAACAUGAUAUGCAGGCAUAAAAUGAUCUUACUAAGUAAUUAAAAUAUUGAAUCUACA